UGUUAAGCAGUUGCAUAUACGAGUAUGCACAGAUAAAAAAUGAUUUAAAUUCUAAUUGCACAUGUACGUACAUACAUAUAUGCAUUGACCAGCAAACUUGGCGAGAAUGUCUAAAUGCUCGAGAAAAGGGAAUGGAAAAGUAAAGUACACCCACAAUUAACAAUUUCCCAUUCACUUUUGCAGAUGUCUUAGCCAAGUGUGGUUGGAAGAGCACGAGAAACCAGAAUCAUUCCGAGAAAAGGAUUAGAUAAUUCCAGAAAGACAGACAGACAGACAUAGAGAUGGCCAUGUCAAAGGUGAUUCGUGUGCUGGAAAAGUCCAUAGCUCCGUCGCCGCACAGUGUACUGCUGGAGCAUCGCCACAAGAGCGUCAGCAUCUUGUUCGAGUCACACGCUGUAGCUCUGCUGACGCAACAGGAAACGGACGUGAUAAGGAAGCAGUACACGAAAGUCUGCGACGCCUACGGAUGCUUGGGAGUCCUGCAGUUGAAUGCUGGUGAGAGCACCGUGCUGUUCCUGGUGCUGGUGACCGGCUGCGUGUCCAUGGGGAAGAUCGGAGAUGUGGAGAUCUUUCGAAUCACGCAGACGACCUUCGUGUCGCUGCAGAACGCGGCCCCCAAUAAGGACAAGAUUAGUGAGGUGCGCAAGCUUCUCAAUUCCGGAACGUUCUACUUCGCCCACAUCAAUACCAGCGCCAGUGCGACGGCUGGCACCUCCGGAUCUUCAUUCAGCAAGUUCGACAUCACACUGUGCGCCCAGCGGCGGCAGCAGACCUCGGAGACGGACAACCGCUUCUUCUGGAACCGCAUGAUGCACAUACACCUUAUGCGCUUCGGCAUUGACUGCCAGUCGUGGCUACUCCAGGCCAUGUGUGGCUCCGUGGAGAUUCGCACUGUCUACGUAGGGGCCAAGAACGCCCGGGCAGCCAUUAUUUCCAGGCUGAGCUGUGAGCGGGCCGGCACCCGGUUCAAUGUGCGCGGCACCAACGAGGAGGGCUACGUGGCCAACUUUGUGGAGACGGAGCAGGUGAUCUAUGUGAAUGGGGAGGUUACCAGCCAUAUCCAAACUAGGGGCUCAGUGCCACUCUUCUGGGAGCAGCCGGGUGUUCAGGUGGGAUCGCACAAAGUCAAGCUAUCUCGAGGCUUCGAGACAUCCGCUGCCGCUUUCGAUCGACACAUGAGCAUGAUGAGGCAACGCUAUGGCUAUCAGACGAUUGUGAAUCUCCUGGGCAGCUCACUCAUCGGCAGCAAAGAGGGCGAGGCCAUGCUGAGCAAUGAGUUCCAGCGGCACCACGGCAUGUCCGCCCACAAGGAUGUACCUCACGUGGUAUUCGACUAUCACCAGGAGUACCGCGGCGGCAACUUCUCCGCUUUGGCCAAGCUGAAGGAACGAAUUGUGGCCUGUGGGGCCAACUACGGUGUGUUCCAUGCGUCCAAUGGUCAGGUGGUCCGAGAGCAGUUUGGAGUUGUGCGCACCAAUUGCCUGGACUGCCUAGAUCGCACGAGCUGUGUGCAGACCUACCUGGGCUUGGACAUGCUCAACCUGCAGCUGGAAUCGCUGAAGAUGGGGGGCAAGCCGCAGAACAUUUCGCGUUUCGAAGAGAUCUUCCGCCAGAUGUGGAUCAACAACCAUACAGAACAACCUUUUGGACAACUCCAAGCAGGAAGCAAUUGACGUUCUCCUGGUGGGCUUGACACUCAGCUCGGAGCUGGCUGAUCGGGCACGGAUCCUGCUGCCCUCCAACAUGCUGCAUGC
Drosophila miranda is the source of this 1754-nucleotide messenger RNA. Its product is annotated as synaptojanin-1-like. Gene Ontology annotation, biological process: phosphatidylinositol dephosphorylation. Bases 282 to 1673 code for a protein of 463 amino acids. Gene Ontology annotation, cellular component: endoplasmic reticulum. Gene Ontology annotation, molecular function: phosphatidylinositol-4-phosphate phosphatase activity. The record is from RefSeq and is a predicted model, not a curated record. The transcript has 2 exons. Lineage: Eukaryota; Metazoa; Arthropoda; Insecta; Diptera; Drosophilidae.